GCCGCCACGUGCUGCCCGCGCCAUGGAGCUGGAGGAGCUGGGCAUCCGGGAGGAGUGCGGCGUGUUCGGCUGCAUCGCCUCGGGCGCCUGGCCCACGGAGCUGGACGUGCCCCACGUGCUCACGCUGGGGCUGGUGGGGCUGCAGCACAGGGGCCAGGAGAGUGCUGGAAUUGUGACAAGUGAUGGAGAGUCAUCCCAGGCAUUCAAAGUGCACAAGGGAAUGGGUCUUAUAAAUCAUGUCUUCAGUGCAGAUAGUCUGAAGAAGCUGUACCCUUCAAACCUUGGUAUUGGGCACACGAGGUACUCCACCUCAGGAAUUUCUGAGCUGCAGAACUGCCAGCCUUUUGUUGUAGAGACUCUUCAUGGGAAGAUUGCUGUGGCACACAAUGGGGAGCUAACAAAUGCUGCACAACUCAGAAGGAAGCUUAUGCGGCAUGGUGUGGGACUGUCAACCAGUUCUGACAGUGAGCUGAUCACCCAGCUGCUGGCUUUCACACCUCCACUGGAAAACGACGAUACGGCCGACUGGGUGGCAAGAAUAAAAAACUUAAUGAAGGAAACUCCAACCUCGUAUUCAUUGCUAAUCAUGCAUAAAGACAUAAUCUACGCAGUACGUGAUCCAUAUGGGAAUCGCCCGCUCUGCAUUGGUCGCCUUAUUCCAGUCGGGGACAUGAAUGGAAAAGGAAAAGAUAACACUGAAACAGAAGGAUGGGUUGUCUCUUCUGAAUCCUGUAGUUUUUUGUCUAUUGGUGCAGAGUACUAUCGGGAGGUCCUUCCUGGAGAGAUUGUGAAAAUAUCCAGACAUGAUGUCCAGACACUGGAUGUUGUACGAAGACCUGAAGGAGAUCCUUCAGCAUUCUGCAUCUUCGAAUACGUUUAUUUUGCAAGACCGGACAGUAUUUUUGAAGGUCAGAUGGUGUAUUCAGUCCGCAGAAGAUGUGGGCAGCAGCUUGCUAUUGAAGCACCUGUGGAAGCAGACCUGGUCAGCACUGUUCCAGAGUCUGCAACUCCAGCAGCUCUUGGUUAUGCUCAAAAGUGUGGACUACCAUAUGUUGAAGUACUCUGUAAAAAUCGAUAUGUAGGGAGAACAUUUAUCCAGCCAAAUAUGAGAUUACGGCAACUUGGUGUUGCAAAGAAGUUUGGUGUUCUGUCUGAUAAUUUUAAAGGCAAACGAGUUGUUAUCAUUGAUGAUUCAAUUGUGAGAGGCAAUACCAUUUCACCCAUAAUAAAACUACUGAGAGAAUCAGGAGCCAAAGAGGUGCACAUCCGUGUAGCUUCACCUCCCAUAAGAUUUCCUUGUUACAUGGGAAUAAACAUUCCAACUAAAGAAGAACUCAUUGCCAACAGACCUGAAUUUCAUGAUCUUGCAAACUAUAUAGGAGCAGACAGUGUUGUCUAUCUUUCUGUAGAAGGGCUGGUAUCAUCUGUGCAAGAAAGCAUCAAAGCAAGACAAGAAAACAACCCUAAAACCCACAAGUCACUUUUGGGAAAGCUUGGUCAUUGCACAGCGUGUCUUACUGGAGACUAUCCCGUUGAGCUGGAAUGGUGAACUUUUAGUGGAUGGACAUCAGUUCAUAUGUUGUUGAAUGUACCUUUAUCAGUGAUGCCUUCUUGCUAAAACAGCCUUGCAUUUAGGUCAAACAGAAGCCUUAUGACAGCUAACUAAUUACUGUUACUAAAACACAUCUUUAAGUAAAGACUUACAGAAAGUCUGAUGUACUGAUGAAAACAAUGUAAGUAGAUAAAAAUACAAAAUCAUAUAGUUUUGAUGCACACUUGUGCCUUCUAUUUUCUCACAAAAUGCUAUAAAUACCAAAGUUUUUUUAAUUAUGUAGAAGUCCCAAAGUUUGUUGUUUUGGUCCUGUCCUAAAAGCUUCCCCAUUAGACUUGUUCACAAAGCACAAAUCAUGUGAUGAUGUAAUUUCAAAUUAUCAAAGUCUUAAUGCAAAAGUAUCCGAAGUUUGCUUUUCUCCUUAGGAAAAAUAUCAGAUUCUGAAGAAUGAAACUGCUUCCUCAGCAGUCGUUGCUUAGGCUUUUAAAGAAUAGAAGUAUCUAACUUUUGCAUACAGCCUUUUUUAAUUGAGACCUUUGUAACAGAUUCUAUGCACAUGAUGUCUAACAUGAUUUUUAAAAAUGAAGACUCAGGGA
Messenger RNA from Ficedula albicollis (Collared flycatcher), 2148 nucleotides. RefSeq names its product phosphoribosyl pyrophosphate amidotransferase (gene PPAT). Bases 23 to 1549 code for a protein of 508 amino acids. The transcript is spliced from 11 exons. Lineage: Eukaryota; Metazoa; Chordata; Aves; Passeriformes; Muscicapidae. The record is from RefSeq and is a predicted model, not a curated record. Gene Ontology annotation, biological process: purine nucleobase biosynthetic process; purine nucleotide biosynthetic process. Gene Ontology annotation, molecular function: amidophosphoribosyltransferase activity.